AUGGCCGGAUAUCUCUUGCUUGUGAUCCCAAGCAUCCUCAUGAGCUUGCUCUUGUCGAGAUCACCAUUCAUGAUGACCACUACGCCGCAGACAACGAAGCCGUGGGCCGAUGGGCCUAUGAAGCUCAUCCCCACGCCGCAAUACGUGACCAAGAAGAGCAUUGAACAGACCGAUCUCUUCACGACCGGUGCGACGCACAUGUGCUUGCUGCACAACUCCAUCCUCCGCGGUUACAACUCCAUCUACCACCAAGCCCCAUUAAUCCAAGAGGCCGACAAGGCAGACUUUGUGGGAUACUCCCAGGCCUGGUUCAAGUUUGUCAAGUCGCACCACGAUGACGAGGAGGAAUCUCUCUUUACCAAGGUCGAGGACCUCUUGAACGACAAGAACGUCUUCGCCGAGACGCACAAGGAGCAUGAAUCUUUCCUUGGUGGCCUUGCCGAAUUCAACACCUACCUCUCGUCAUUGUCCUCGCCCUCCGACUUCUCCGGUGCCAAGCUCCUCGACAUCAUGAAGGGCUUCCAGGAGCCGUUCGAGAACCACUUCCACAGCGAAAUCAGCACCAUCGCCGGCCUGGCGGAACACCCGAAUGCACCGAAAGAGGGGACACCGGAGGCGGCGAACGCGAGCUUGACGUUCAAGACGUGGGGCAAGAGCACGGUGACCAAGGCCGGCACGGCGGAUGUCGUCCCGUUCUUCCUGCUCAACCUGGAUCGGACGGUGGAGGACGGGUUGUGGGCGAACUGGCCGCCCAUGCCGGCGCCGAUCAAGUGGGGACUGAUCAAUAUCGCCGGCGCCUGGCAUUGGGGUUGGUGGAAGUUUGCCAGCUGCGACGCGUCGGGGCAGCCGAGGGAGCUGUACGCGUUGCAGAAUGUGUCGGCGGAGGACAAGGCGAAGGCCGAGCUCUGA
Colletotrichum gloeosporioides is the source of this 909-nucleotide messenger RNA. RefSeq lists its product as uncharacterized. Bases 1 to 909 code for a protein of 302 amino acids. The transcript has 3 exons. NCBI's taxonomy places the organism in Eukaryota, Fungi, Ascomycota, Sordariomycetes, Glomerellales, Glomerellaceae. The record is from RefSeq and is a predicted model, not a curated record.